This is a messenger RNA of Pestalotiopsis fici W106-1, 1014 nucleotides long. RefSeq names its product succinyl-CoA ligase [ADP-forming] subunit alpha. Gene Ontology annotation, biological process: tricarboxylic acid cycle. The transcript is spliced from 5 exons. Gene Ontology annotation, cellular component: succinate-CoA ligase complex (ADP-forming); mitochondrion. The record is from RefSeq and is a predicted model, not a curated record. Lineage: Eukaryota; Fungi; Ascomycota; Sordariomycetes; Amphisphaeriales; Sporocadaceae. Gene Ontology annotation, molecular function: succinate-CoA ligase (GDP-forming) activity; succinate-CoA ligase (ADP-forming) activity. Bases 1 to 1014 code for a protein of 337 amino acids.
AUGCAGGCUUUCUCGAGACAGCUUCGCAGCUCGGGUGCAGCUACUCUGCGCCAGCUCUCCCGCCGCGCAUACAGCGCCAAUGCCUCUCCCUACGCCGCCACCAUUGAGAACCUGCGCAUCAACGGCGACACCAAGGUCCUCUUCCAGGGUUUUACAGGAAAGCAGGGAACUUUCCACGCCCAGCAAGCUAUCGAAUACGGUACCAAGGUUGUUGGUGGCACAAAUCCCAAGAAGGCCGGCCAGGAGCACCUUGGUCUCCCAGUCUUUGGCAAUGUUAGCGAGGCCGUGAAGGAGACUGGCGCCACUGCCACUGCCAUCUUUGUUCCUCCCCCAUUGGCCGCUGCCGGUAUCGAGGAGGCCAUCGCCGCCGAGAUCCCCCUAGUUGUUUGCAUCACGGAAGGUAUUCCGCAGCACGACAUGGUCCGCAUCACUUCCAUGCUGAAGUCCCAGUCGAAAACCCGUCUCGUCGGCCCCAACUGCCCCGGUAUCAUUGCCCCUGGCCAGUGCAAGAUCGGUAUCAUGCCUGGUUUCAUCCACAAGCGCGGCCGCAUCGGUAUCGUGUCGCGAUCCGGCACCCUGACCUACGAGGCUGUCAACCAGACCACCCAGGAGGGUCUUGGCCAGUCGCUGGUCGUUGGUAUUGGUGGUGACCCCUUCUCGGGUACCAACUUCAUUGACUGCCUCAACGUUUUCCUCAAGGACGAGGAGACUGACGGUAUCAUCAUGAUUGGUGAGAUUGGUGGAUCCGCUGAGGAGGAUGCUGCCGACUUCCUGCUGGCAAACAACACCAGUGGAGUCGACGGAAAGGGCAAGCCCGUUGUCAGCUUCAUCGCUGGUAUCUCUGCUCCCCCGGGACGUCGCAUGGGUCACGCCGGUGCCAUUGUCAGCGGCGGCAAGGGUGGUGCCGACAGCAAGAUCAAGGCUCUUGAGGCUGCUGGCGUCGUUGUGGAGAGGAGCCCGGCUGGCUUGGGCCGCGCCAUGCGCGAGCAAUUCGUCAAGCGCGACCUGUUGUAA